Molecule: messenger RNA, 2152 nt
Organism: Zerene cesonia (dogface butterfly)
Lineage: Eukaryota; Metazoa; Arthropoda; Insecta; Lepidoptera; Pieridae
Product: ankyrin repeat and MYND domain-containing protein 2
Exons: 2
Coding region: 97-1281 (394 amino acids)
Molecular function (GO): protein binding
Source: RefSeq, a predicted model, not a curated record
GUUGACAGUAGUGAUUUUGACAUUGCACUUGUUCUUUACGAACAAGAAUCAGUAAAUUUCCUAUAAUAAAUAGUUUCAUUGAUUAGAAUUAACAUCAUGGACAACAAAACUGAGGAUCUUAAUCCACCCGAGAAAACUAUAUUUACCACUAUAGCUCAAGGAGACGUUACCGAAUUCAAGAAUAUACUCGCUCAACACAAGGGCAGCGUUGAUUUCUUAGACGAAAAUGGUAUGACCGCACUUCAGCACGCCGCUUAUAAGGGUUGUAAGGAUAUGGUGCAAUUACUUCUCGAUAGGGGCGCGGAUGUUAAUUGUGGAAAUCAUGAAUAUAACUAUACGGCAUUACAUUUUGGCGCUUUGUCUGGGAAUUCUGAAGUCUGCAAGUUACUCUUAGAUGCGGGCGCCAAACCGCAAGCGACCAACUCCGUGGGACGAACUGCCGCCCAAAUGGCUGCGUUUGUAGGAAACCAUCAUACUGUUGCAACUAUAAACAACUAUAUACCUCGUAGUGAGAUUGCUUACUAUUCAGUGCCUCAAGGACUUCAAACAGAGGCUUAUUUGCCUCCUAUUCUAGUUGAUACGCUACAUAGAUUUGUUCUUGGUGUAAAUAUCCACCCAGUCAGGUUAGCUUUAAACUUACAACAUGCCCCAGGACUAUUAGACAAUGCUGAUAAAGUUAGUAAAGUUUUAGAGAUGUUGUGUAAACGAGAAAUGACUAGAGGUAGUGAGACAAAUGAAGUUAUGGCUUUUAAAUAUCACUACCUUGCCUAUAUUAUUAAGGAAAUCCAUAAUAUUAAGGAUAAACAGAAGCCUAAUGCGGAGAAUGAGAAGAAGCAUGAUGUUGUGGAGAUAUUUUCUAAAAAGCUAUUGAAGCCUGGCAAGGAUGGUUAUUCCUUAGAUCUGAUGGAUGCCUUCUUAAAGGAUUGUGUUCGAGAGUUUCCAUAUAGAGAAUGCACCACAUUCCAUCAAAUGGUGACUGCAUUGACCAGUAAAGACCCUCCUCCAGCAUUUUCAGUUAUAAAUUGCACUAUCAACGGCCAAAGAGGGUUCAUCGACACAAUCCCCUAUUGCAGCACCUGUGGUGAGGAGAAACCAGCCAAGAAGUGUUCAAAAUGCAAAACAGUGCAAUACUGUGAUAGAGAAUGUCAGCGUCUACAUUGGUUUGUUCAUAAAAAGGGGUGUAACAGAGAGUCUAAUGUUGCCGCACCUACAAGUAAUUCCAAAGCGAAUAUUGACCCCUCUGAAUUAACUGCGGAACUUCAGAACCUUGUUGCUGGAUAGAAUUAUAAUUUACAUGUACCAAUUUAAAUAAAUCUAAAUGUAUACCACACCUAUGUACACGAUUUAUAACAGACGUACCAUCCAUACACUAGGUAAAUUGUUUGAAUGAUAAACAGUUUUUGAAACAAUGUUUUAUAUUGCAAGUUAUGUAAUCACCUGUUUUUUAUUGUUUGUGAUUAAAGCAAUGGAUGAUUUAUAUUAACCUUUAUAAUUUAUAUCAUCAUGACCAAUUUAAAUUGGAUAAAAUGUUAUGAUAUAUUCGCGGUAUUUUUAAAUUGUUAGCAAUAUGAUCAGUCAAUGAAUGAUAGAAACGUAAUGUUAUAUGUAAAUAUAGAUGUUGUAUAGCACAUAAUUUUAUUUUGCAACGAAAAUUAAUGCAAGUCUUCUAGAUUAAUAUGUCAAAAUUAAAUUGCUUCUUAAAGUAACCUUUGGAAAUCUAAUGAUGUCUAAAUUUUCACUCUAUCUUUUUGAUAAAUUGAAUUGUACAAAGGAAAAAGCCAGAUAUUGAAAUCCUUGGUAUGUUUUGGAAAUGUGUAUCUGUUGGAAAAUCGUAUAACAUAUGUAUUAUUUGAUUAAAUGUUUCUUUGAAUUCAUAAUAAAUUAUUAGUUUUCAAAUUGCAGUACUAAACAUUUUUUUACAUUAAAUAAAUACAUUGUUGUAUUUAGUGUGCUAUGGUUCUAUUAUUAGGCAUAAAAAUGUGUUUAUUCUUUACAAUAUAAUUAGUAUCAUUGACGUCAUUGGUUAAAAAUCUUUACAAGGAUUUGACUAAAACAAUCUACCUCCAUUUUUGCAGUUAGUGUUGUGUUCUUGAUUUUUUAUGUAAAGUAACGUGAAUGUGUCUUCUGUUCAAAUAAAUUGGUAUAAUUGCAA